Molecule: messenger RNA, 399 nt
Organism: Exophiala aquamarina CBS 119918
Lineage: Eukaryota; Fungi; Ascomycota; Eurotiomycetes; Chaetothyriales; Herpotrichiellaceae
Exons: 2
Coding region: 1-399 (132 amino acids)
Biological process (GO): DNA replication; DNA repair; DNA recombination
Cellular component (GO): nucleus
Molecular function (GO): DNA binding
Source: RefSeq, a predicted model, not a curated record
AUGAAUUCCAUGGCCACGCCACGUGUCCUGCCUGCGCACCUUCAUGCGUUUGCUCCAGGUAGACCACAUGGUACAGUCCGAAUGCUAGGUGUGAUCACCACCGUUAGCGGUGAUCAGGCGACUUUGACCUGUGGGGAGGAUGCCGUGACUGUGUUACUCAACAGAGAUUCUCACCUGUCCGUCCACUCGCUAUACGAGAUCGUGGGGAAAGUAGUCAACCUGGAUGGUGGCGAAGGUUUGGGACUGCGUGUUCUGAGCAGCACUGAAUGGCCGAGGAACGAGAGGGAUGAGCUUCCGGAUAUGAAGUUAUUCGAGGCCGUAGUUGAUGCUACACAUAGGCACAAGAGCAUCUUUUAUGAGGGCGAUGGCGGCGAAAGUGGUAGGGAUGGAGGAUAUUGA